AUGAUGGUAUCGGCUGCAACAAUUCAAUGUACUUCCCAGCAAACUCGAUUUCAUAUCGAAUCUCCCAAUUACCGCGAGCUCGACAUAAAAGGACUGCAAAUUCUCGUUACAUCAGGGGACAAGAAGUCCACCACAAAGGGGAAGUCCAAAGCGAAAUCUAAAGAUGGUAUCGAGAUUUUAUCCAACGCGGAAUUGUCACUGAAAGAAGGUCGGCGAUAUGCUCUCGUCGGUCGAAAUGGGACCGGGAAGUCAACACUUCUGAGAAGUAUAGCAGAGAAGCUCAUCCCAGGGAUACCAGAGAAUACAAAAAUUGCUAUCCUUCAGCAAACCAGGCUGACGGAUGGGGCUGAUGGUCCCAAGCCAGCGGGUGGAGAUAGUAUAGGUCUUAGUGUCCUACAGACCGUGAUAGAGAGAGCCACGUCUAGGAGUACUAUCGAACAAGAGAUACUGACCCUGUCUCAGGGAAUCGAUACUUCGGAUCCUUAUGCUCCAGUUAAAGCGCUUCGAUCGCUGAAACAUGAGCGCCUCCAAAAACGCCUUUUCAUAUUGGAUAAAGAUGCUCGACUUCGCAGUGGUAUGCGAGGUAUGCAAGCCAGGAAAGCGCUUGUGGCUUUUGAGAAAGUUGUUGCUGAAUCAAAGAGAAUGCUAGAACAACCCAGCGAAGACAUAUCAGCCGAAAUCCUACAGCAGGAGACUCAGGAGGCAGUGGAUAUGCUCGCGCAUCUUCAAGCACAAAUCGAACCAGCUCUCGUUGCACACACAGAGACUAGGGCGCGAAGUAUUUUGACUGGAUUAGGCUUUUCAUCUGCAAUGAUGGCAAAGCCCAUCUCCGACUUAUCGGGCGGUUGGCACAUGCGAGCAGCUCUUGCAUCUACACUUCUACAGGAUGCCGAUAUAUUGAUUCUCGACGAACCCACAAACUUCCUCGACAUGUUGGGCAUUAUCUGGCUUCAACGGUAUCUCACCUCGCUGGGGGAGAACAGAAAGCCACCUACCAUGAUCAUCGUCUCCCACGAUCGAGACUUCGUCAGUCUCUGCACGGACCUGAUCAUUCUCAAAGAUAAACAACUCACGUACUUCCACGGAGACCUACCGACAUACGAGACAUCGCAAUCCGAACGACGAAAAUACCUUACGACGAUGAAGGAAGCGCAGGACAAGCAGAAAGCCCACAUUGAGAAGACGAUCGCAGCCAACCUCAAAGCAGGCAAGGCAAACGACGAUCAGAACAAGAUCCGACAAGCAAAGUCACGCCAGAAGAAACUGGAUAAUCGCUGGGGCAUGGAAGUCGGUGCCAGGGGCGGUAGGUUCAAGUUGAAUCGCGACCUAGUUGGCUACCACUUUACUGCUCGAGAUGAGAUCGAGAUACCCCCCGAAGAACGCCCUGUUAUGAUAAAUCUACCCGAACCGCCUGAUUUACGAUUCCCAGGAUCGCUCAUAACCCUCGAAAAAGUCAGCUUUCGUUACUCGGCUACGUCUCCGAUCGUCAUCCGAGAUGUCGACCUCUCGGUCGGUAUGGGAGACCGAAUAGGGAUACUGGGGCUGAACGGCGAGGGCAAGUCAACACUGAUCCAAACAUUGGUGGGCGAAACGAAUGUGACACAAGGAACAAGGAACAUUCAUCCUCGCCUACGCCUGGGAUAUUACUCUCAGCAUGGCGUCGAGGCCUUGCAAGCCCUUGGUGCACAGGAGGAGACGCUCACAGCGCUGACACUAUUGACGCGGGAGGUUAAUGGGGAAUUGACAGAGGGUGAAAUCCGCGGCCUCUUGAGCCAGCUUGGACUUCCCGGACGUUUAGCCUCCGAUGUACCUAUUCGCAAGCUGUCGGGUGGACAGCUGGUUCGCUGUGCACUGGCACGGUUGUUCUGGCGUCGACCCCAUUGUCUUGUUCUGGAUGAGGUUACGACUCACUUGGACUAUGAGACUGUUACGGCGCUGAGACGCGCACUUAAUGAAUGGGAUGGGGCGGUUGUUGCCGUUAGUCACGAUAGAUGGUUUAUGAGGGGGACUGUGGAGGGGGUUGUGGAUGGUGGUCAAUCGGAGGGUGAGGAGGAUGAUAGUGAGGAUGAGUUAGAAGAAAGGAGGAGAGUCAUAUGUAUGGUACGUAGUGGGGAGUUAAGUGUCCUGGGGCGCGGUGUUGAUGAGUUUGAGGAACGGAUGGAAAGGCGUGUGAGGAAGUUGAUUGACUAGCCCCAAAUUAGGGUGUGCGGUGAAAGUGCCAACAGGGGAACAUUCAUUUAGCCUGAUAUUAUUGGGCCAUAUCUGGACAGGUGAAACUCAGGGUAAUCUCGGCAGUUAUAGGCUAU
This is a messenger RNA of Aspergillus welwitschiae, 2306 nucleotides long. RefSeq names its product ABC-F family ATP-binding cassette domain-containing protein. The record is from RefSeq and is a predicted model, not a curated record. The transcript is spliced from 5 exons. Gene Ontology annotation, molecular function: ATP hydrolysis activity; ATP binding. NCBI's taxonomy places the organism in Eukaryota, Fungi, Ascomycota, Eurotiomycetes, Eurotiales, Aspergillaceae. The coding region runs from base 1 to 2190 and encodes 729 amino acids.